AUGAGCUCAUCGACGAAAAGCCCGCAGACCUCGCUGUUCCAAGUCUUCCUUCGUCUUCGGCCGCCAAUUUCGCCGCAGCCUGAGGGAUAUGGAGAACGAUACCUCACAGUCGAGCCCCCUGAGGUUAUGGAGAAUACCGACCAGGAUGGACAGAACGUGACGACAUUGCACUCGACUCAUAUCACUUUGCAACCGCCAAAUGACAACAGAAAACGAGCGGUGGAGAAGUUCGCUUUCACCAAGGUGUUCGAGGAAAGCGCGUCCCAGUUGGAUGUCUUCGAAGAUAUGGACAUCGCUUCCCUGGUGAACGGUGUUCUCCUCGAGAAAAGGGAUGGCUUGAUAGCUACCUUGGGUGUCACAGGAAGUGGAAAGAGCCAUACAAUCCUCGGAUCAAAAUCCCAGCGUGGAAUCACCCAGAUGGCACUUGAUUUGAUGUUUAAAUCUAUUGCUACAGGCACAACUGGCUCCGAUGUUUCGACUAGUCCCCUGCUCCUGGCGUCGUUGGCCGCGUCUGAUCCCUCAGAAGCCCAGUUGUUCUCAGCACAAACAUUCCUGGAAGCCGUCUAUGGAGACCCAAACUCUGAACGCAACAGAGGUUCUCGAGCUCAGACUCCCUCUUCAAGGUCCCAAACACCUAUGGCGGUAUGGACCCCUCUUUCCCCCAACAUCCUCCAAGAAACCCAAUACGUGUGUCCACCAAGCCCUGGAACACAGGCCCAGGCGCUUCCCAUGAGCCCUGGAGAUGCCUUGCACACGGGAAAGGAACCCUACCCAGCUUCAAAAGACAGGAGCCGUCUCGAUUCAAAGGACCUCUUGAGAGAGAGACUCGGACGAGCAACCCCUGGAAUAUCUGCACCUUUUUCCCAUUUCUACCCCAGUGUUAUUGGAUCAAGUUUAGCUAAGUUUCGACUUAAAAUCUUAAAGGAACCGAUGCCGGCUUUAAUCUUCCCUCGUCGCCACAUGCAAAAGCCCAGCGCUAUGCCCCGAUCGCCCGAUGUGGGCCACCUUGCCGUGGACGUGGACCCCAAGUCCGAGUACAUUGUCUUGGUAUCGAUGUAUGAGGUCUAUAACGACCGCAUUUUUGACCUCCUAUCACCGUCUAUUAUUCCUGGCCAAGGGAGCGCUCUGUCCCGCCAGGGAGGCAAUGGACAGAAAGAUCGCCGCAGACCACUUCUCUUUAAGCCCACAGAAAGCUCUCCAGACCGCAAAAUUGUUGCUGGGUUGAGAAAGGUUGCCUGUACUACCUAUGAGGAAGCCUUAGCUGUUCUUGAAGUCGGUCUUACCGAGCGGAAGGUAACUGGAACUGGAGCCAACAGCGUGAGCUCUCGUAGCCACGGAUUCUUCUGCCUCGAGGUCAAGAAGAAGACCACAGUUAAGAAAACCGGUGAAGUGACAUGGACUGCAAAUACACUCACGGUUGCCGACCUUGCGGGUUCCGAACGAGCUAGGACUGCAAAAACAGCUGGAGCGACGCUUGCUGAAGCUGGCAAGAUUAACGAGAGUUUAAUGUAUCUUGGUCAGUGCUUGCAGAUGCAGAGUGACUGGCAAGAUGGGAAUAAGGCGGGUCUUGUCCCGUUCAGGCAGUGCAAGCUCACUGAACUGCUCUUCUCCAACUCGUUCCCCUCUUCAAACCAAACAAGCCCAACACCUACACGCCAUCCUCAGAAAGCCCUCAUGAUAGUGACCGCCGACCCACUGGGUGACUUCAACGCUACAUCCCAGAUUUUGCGGUACUCGGCCUUGGCUAGGGAGGUUACCGUUCCUCGUAUCCCUUCCGUGACCGAGUCUAUCCUUUCAGGGUCUGUGAGCUCUGGGAAAGCUCCGUCCUUAAGCGGCAGGAACUCGCCAAAUGGAGUAACGCUAGAAGAGUUGGAACGAGCAACAGAUGAGAUCAACCGCUUGACUCUUGAGAACGAAAAAUUGACCGUUAAGAUUGCGAAUGAAGAGAUUACGCGCUCAGAACUCGAGACGAGACUCCAUUCCAUGGAGGAGAGAUGCUUGAUGAUAGAGCAGGAAGUUCGAGAAGAAUGCUGGGCCGAGAUGGACGAACGCAUGGAGGAAGAACGAAGAAGAUGGCAGUCUGCAUGGGAUGAGCAGGUCGGCCGUAACGAUGAACAUAUGGACAAGAAGAUUGAGCUCGUCUCUCGCGGCUUUCAAAUUCACGAGGAUCCAGAGCCUGCCGUUGAUGAGAGAGUGGCAGAUCUCGAAUUUGAGAAUGAGCAGCUGCUUAAGAAAAUCGCGGCUCUAGAGCGUGAGCUGACGGGUCGGUCGCCCACCAAGAAGUCGAAACCAAGAAAUCUCAAUUUUGAUCAUGAUCCUUUUGCCAAGCCUCCCGCAAUUCGCCGGGAGAGCGAAAUUGAAAAUGCCCUCCGUCAGAUGAAUCAACUCAAGGUAGCUGACAGCAUGUUCUCUCCUACCCCAGCAGCAAGCUCUCCCGGCAAGAAGUACAGGAAGAUGGCUACCAGGAAAUGGGACCUGGGACCCGAGGAGAACAUCUAA
This is a messenger RNA of Penicilliopsis zonata CBS 506.65, 2499 nucleotides long. RefSeq lists its product as hypothetical. Gene Ontology annotation, biological process: microtubule-based movement. Gene Ontology annotation, molecular function: microtubule binding; ATP hydrolysis activity; ATP binding. The coding region runs from base 1 to 2499 and encodes 832 amino acids. The transcript has 6 exons. Gene Ontology annotation, cellular component: microtubule; kinesin complex; nucleus. The record is from RefSeq and is a predicted model, not a curated record. NCBI's taxonomy places the organism in Eukaryota, Fungi, Ascomycota, Eurotiomycetes, Eurotiales, Aspergillaceae.